Molecule: messenger RNA, 6343 nt
Organism: Pseudophryne corroboree (corroboree frog)
Lineage: Eukaryota; Metazoa; Chordata; Amphibia; Anura; Myobatrachidae
Gene: RASGEF1B
Product: RasGEF domain family member 1B
Exons: 14
Coding region: 419-1837 (472 amino acids)
Biological process (GO): positive regulation of GTPase activity; Ras protein signal transduction
Cellular component (GO): plasma membrane
Molecular function (GO): guanyl-nucleotide exchange factor activity
Source: RefSeq, a predicted model, not a curated record
AGUGGGAGGGAAAGGAGGGAAUGUGGAGAACAGGAAAGAUGUCUGUGGGAGGAGAAACGGGAGGAGAGAACUUUGAAUGUGAUUUGAAACCAAGAAACAAGUGCACAUGACUUAUCAGAGAGAACCUGGUGUUUGUGCGUGUUAUCUGCGUGUAUUGGGUUCCUCACACUGAUUGGCACACUAGCGGCAGCACUAGCAGCGUGGGCAUGCAGUGGGUGGUGAGCUUGAUGCCACGGACAUAACUGGAUGGGCUGCUGAAGGAGUUCCCAGGUUUUUCCUAUUGCUAUACAAACUAUCCAUCUGCCCUGCAAGGUGAUCGCAUGUGUGUUCCCCGAUAGACUGGUGGUUACCCUGGGGAAUAUACGGCCAGCCCGGCAUUAGCGAUUGAUUGGGAAUCGGGCUGCAGUCACAGGAGAGAAUGCCACAAACGCCAAGCUUGGUAACCAUGUUUGACAGUGGUACUUACAGCCAGGACUUGUAUCAGUCUAAAGAAGAGAGUUGCUCUGAUCUGUAUUACCAGGAUAACAACCUGCUAUCUGGCUCCCUUGAAGCUCUCAUCCAACACUUGGUGCCCAAUGUGGAUUACUAUCCGGAUAGAACAUACAUCUUUACUUUUCUUCUCAGCUCUCGACUCUUUAUUCAUCCUUUUGAAUUAAUGGCUAAAGUUGGUCACGUUUGCAUAGAGCAGCAGCGACUAAACGAAGCAGGAACUGAUAAGAACCAAGUGAAGAAAUUUGCUCCUAAAAUCCUUCAGUUGCUGACAGAGUGGACCGAGACUUUUCCUUAUGACUUCAGGGAUGAGAGGAUGAUGAGGAAUCUAAAAGACACGGCUCACUGCAUUACACAUAAGGAUGAGACGUACAGAAAAAAUGUUCAGCAGAUCAUACAGAAUCUGAUCCGGAAGCUGGCUGCAUUGAGUCAGUAUGAGGAACUUAUUGCAAAAAUCAAUGCCCAGUCUGCUGAUCGUAUGGCCAUACUGAAGAGUAAGCCACAGUCCAUACAGAGGGAUAUCAUCACCAUCUGUAGUGACCCCUAUACUUUAGCUCAGCAGCUAACUCACGUAGAGCUGGAGAGACUAAGUUAUAUUGGGCCAGAGGAGUUUGUACAAGCUUUUGUGCAGAAGGAUCCGCUGGACCACAAUGAGAACGGUUACAGUGACAGGAAAAAGACAAGGAACCUGGAAGCCUAUGUAGAGUGGUUCAAUCGGUUGAGCUACCUUGUUGCCACAGAAAUCUGCAUGCCUGUUAAAAAGAAACAUAGAGCCCGGAUGAUUGAGUUCUUCAUUGAUGUGGCACGGGAAUGUUUCAACAUUGGAAACUUUAACUCUUUAAUGGCAAUCAUUUCUGGCAUGAACAUGAGCCCUGUCUCUCGGUUAAAGAAAACAUGGGCAAAAGUCAAGACUGCUAAGUUUGACGUUCUGGAGCAUCAAAUGGAUCCUUCCAGCAACUUUUACAAUUACAGAACAGCUCUGCGAGGGGCAGCUCAGCGGUCCCUAACUGCUCACAGCAGCCGAGAGAAGAUUGUGAUCCCAUUCUGCAGCCUGCUGAUUAAAGACCUCUACUUCCUGAACGAGGGCUGUACUAGUCGCCUCCCUAAUGGGCAUGUCAAUUUCGAGAAAUUCUGGGAGCUGGCAAAGCAAGUCAGUGAGUUUAUGGCAUGGAAGCAAGUUGAGUGUCCAUUUGAAAAAGAUCGGAAGAUCCUGCAUUAUGUCCUUACUGCCCCCAUAUUCAGUGAAGAUGGUCUUUAUCUGGCCUCGUAUGAGAAUGAGGGUCCUGAGAAUCACAUUGAAAAGGACAGAUGGAAAACUCUGAGGUCAGCACUUUUGGGCAGAGUUUAAUCUAUGAAGUCACUGCCAUGAAAAGACAGUUAUUUACGAAUCCACUUUACACCGAGUGGGAUUUGAGUGAUGGGAGCAGAACAGGCAGCUGAAGCUUUCCGACACAGCAGACGUGAAUCAAGACAUUUUGAGGGCAGACAGGCAGAUUAAAUGAAUUUCCACUGGCUUGACUGUGGUGCCAGCUAGGACAAAUAACAACUGGAUAUUUCACAGUUAUCCUUAUGCUGAGUUAUAUUUCCUCAGUCGCAUAUCGAUUCUUUACUGGAGUACACAUCCUGCUUAUCAGUCCACCCCAGCUGUUGCUCCUUCACAAUAAAAUAAAGUCACCAUGUUCUGGGCUGUAGCCACAAGGAGAACCUCAAGCAAAAGAAACAAAAAAUAUGUAUAGAAACACCGAACUCAUACCCACUCGCAGGCGGGGGUCCCCAACCAGGAAAGCUGAGCAGAUUAUUUGUGUUCUAAGUUUGUAGUUUACUGCUGGAAAGUAAACUGCCCACAAUGCGACUUAUGGGAAAUGUAAUCAUUAUUAAUUUAGAAAUGCAUAAUUUUAUUGCAUAGCUGAAGUCUAACUCUGAAAUACACGCUACAACGUAACAAAGUAAAUGGACUUACAAUAACUUUUUUUUACGAUUUUUUUUUUCUUCUUUUCCUGUUCUUAUGAUUUUCUCUUAUUUAUUACCGAAAGGUCUGUACAGAAUAAUGUGGUACAGAAGAAUUUGUGCACUGAGUGUAUUACUAUAGAGAAUGUAUUUUUCAUCACUCUCCAUUUUAUAUUGAUGCAUUUUUAUAAGUAGUAGCUUUCUACCAGUUUAUCUGUUUUUGGUCUACAAACCCCACCACAGCACCCAUCAGCUUGUUAGUAAUCAUGUCUUUAUGUACAGUAUGUGUUUGUAUGUCUAUAUACGUGUGUGUGUGUAUGUAUAUAUAUAUAUAUAUAUAUAUAUAUAUAUAUAAUAUUACACUGUACUCCAGGAGGGUAUUUCAUAGUUUCUUCAGUAAUUGGCCUGUAGGGAGUCAAAUUGGGUACUUAACUGCAGAGGAGAAAUGUUUGUAGUGUAUCAUAAAAUACAAAGUCUAUUUUGCUUCGAACUGCAAAUGAUGUGAGUAUAAAUAAUAAUAUUACACAAAUAAUUUAUUUUACUACUGCUACAUCAAUCUACUGGUCUUCCUUAACCCUGAAUUGACAAACAGACCUUGUUACCUCAUUUUUCCUUCCAAUGUGUUUGAAAAUGGUCAGAGCAUUGGAAGUAGUUAUGGUAUACUUUACUAUACAAUUUCAAUUUUUUUUUUUUUUUUUUAAAGCUUGCAUAAUCUUCCACUUAUGGACUAGUUAUUUUGUGCAUGUAUUAUAUGUAAAAGGUGAACGUGAAGUUGAAAAUAAAAUAUAUAUAUCAUGUGGUAUUGUAAACUACUAUACUUACUCAAUGAGGUGUUUUGUGACCAUAUUAAGGCCUGGGAGUUUAUUUACUAAGCGUCAUGUUAUAAAACCCUACUUCAGAUUGUGUUUUUGCAUGAAAUUUAAAGGGCAAUGCUUUUGCUAGCUGGGGUUUGCUAGUAAAAUCAUUUCCCUUUUAAAAUUUGGGCAUAGAUUAGUAAAUAUACCCCCUAAGGUUACAUGGAUAAGAAGAUAGUGGAUAUUAAUGAAUAAGCUAUAUAACUGAUUACAUCAUUACUCGACCACACUAAAACUAUAAAUUUACAGAUUAUCAUCCCCAUAUAAAGGUAUACUUUAUACAGACUCCUACAUAUGGUGUUUGAUCAUGCUUAUGGUUAAAGUAAACAGAAGAUUUUGAAAUAAUUGUCCUCUAAUUAAUUAAUAAAGAAACCUCAAACACACACAACCUAAAUGUAGAUUUAACCUUUGUCUGUAAUUCUUUUAAGCUAUUUGUGUAUGUAUGUCAAUAUACUAAAACAUUGUUUACAGAACGGAUAGAAAUAGAGAGGCCACUGUUUUAUUAAUAGAGCUAUGGACAGUUAAUUAUGUAUUUUGUCUAUGCAGAAAACACACUUUUGAAAUAUGAUGGGUGGUAAGUCAUGUAGUCGGGUUAUUGAUGCAUUUAAAAGAUAUUUACAUACUAAACUAAGGUCAAAUUCAGUGAGUAAAAUUGUUGGGAAAUGACAUGCUGAUAUAUUCCUCAGACACAGUUCUUAGAAUUUCCAUAAUCAAUUUUAGGUACAUUUUGUGCACGCAUGAAAACUGCUGGGAAAUUAAUAUUCUGACUAGCAGCUGUUCAGACAAGACCUGAGACACCUCCCCACUACUUUGCAUGAAUACAUUCAAUGGCUCCCCAGAGGAGGGGGACAUUCUGUGCCCUGAAUAGAGGUGUAGCUGUGCAUUUAUUUCCUCUCUCCUCAAUCUCUAGACUAGAUGCCCGUAUUCACGGGCAGAUGUGGAGAGAGAUGUGUGCUGAGCGAACCACACGGCACACAUCUCUCCCCCCGCUCAGCACAGCGUGAUGUGUGCUGAGCGUGUCGGGAGGGAACGGGUGGGUGAAAUGAGCGCCUGCUAGAUUGAGCCUGCAUGCAGGCCAAUCUAGCACCAGCGAUAUCGACGCGUGGGGCUGCGCAUCGCUAUCGCUGUGGGGGCUACACACGGACAGAUCAUGCUUAAAAUCUAAGCAAUCUAGUCAGAUUUUUUUUUAUUUUUUUUAUAGAGGUGUACAGGUAAAUUAGGAAUGCUAAGUCCGCCGUAAUAGGUGAAUAUGUGAACACCUGGCAAUGUAUGCCACUAAUUAAAUCUACCCCUUACUGCCAAGCUCUAUGGGGCUUCAUUAGUGUACUCCGCCAAUGGCUGCUUCUACUGUUGGACGGUACCAGUGACAUGCGGUGGGGUGAGGCAGAGCCUUUCCUGUCAUACUAACGUUUGUGCCACAGUUUUAACUGUAUAAAGUGAAAUAUAUAUGAAAAAUACAAAGAAUAUGUUAUAAAUAUCUUCUUUGUAUUAUUCUAAUCAUUUUUAUAGUCAAAACUCUGGAGUUAAAAGUCUAUGACCGGUGAAGCACUGUCUCACCUGCCUAUCUUCUACACAUCUCUGAUCAAAACCGACCAAAUUUCCAGGAGUUCAUACUGUUGCACCUUUGCAUAAUGCCCACAUGUACCCUUUGACUCCUAUAUUGUGUGUAAAUAUGGCUCUGGUACUAGCCAGUGCCUCCUGAGUAAUUUACCUCACCGCACAUCCCUUACAGUACCCAUUGGAGCAGAUGUAUUAAGCCUGCAGAAGUGAUAAAGCAGUGAUAAGUGCCAGGUGAUAACGCAUCAGCCAAACAGGUCCAAUAUGAAAAUUAACAGGAGCUGAUUGGCUGGUGCAUUAUCACCUUGCACUUCUCACUGCCUAAUACAUCUGUCCCAUUGUCUGAUAACAUAUCUGUCUGCUAUGUAAACUUGUACAGUAUAUCAGUAAACUUUCUUUUUCUGUUGUUACACAAGUGGAAGUAAAAAGACAAUCUAGCAGGUAGAUAAGGCCCCUUAUUAACAAAUCCAUUACUCAUUCUCAAGAACAUGUCACCGUAAACUGAAUUAACCACUUCACUACAUUACAUGAAAUAUUACUAGUAACUUCAAAGUACAUCUCUCAACCAAGCCUUGUGUAUUUUUGCCUGUGUGAAUUUGUAAACAUUUCAGUGGUUGUGAUUUUAAGUAUUUUUUAACACCUCUAGAAAUUUGGGCAGAAUAAUCUAAUUUUUUUUUUUGUAACUUACACAUCAAGGAGUACAGUAAGUUAUUUCUAAUACAUGACACUCCUAGAACUGUGAGGUAAACCUUCAUAUCAUGAGCGGGAUGUACUAAGCGGAAAAUGCGGUAAACCCCCUGUUUACCGCAUUUUCCUGAUGUACUAUCCCCCGGACGCGAGGUCAGCACCGCGGCGGGGUUUGCCAGCUUUAGCUGGCGAUAGUCCAUAGAAGCCUAUGUGCUUCUCUCCGCGACGCUGUGUGAGGGAUCCAAUCGGAUCCCUCCCAGCAUGCUCUGCCCCUGUCACCCCACGCUUGCGCAGACUGACUUCUGGGGCCGAAUCCCGGAAGUCAGGCUGCCGCUGUGCAUCGCGGAGGACAGCUCUUAUCGGUAGAGCUGUCCUCCGCAACGCUGAUCGCAUAUGUUAGUACAUAUGCGAUCAGCAUCGUGGCGCUGGGCGGCGAUGUACAUUAGUACAUCCCGCCCCAUAUGUUAGUUUUGAUAGAAAAAAAGAGAAAGCUACAAUACCUAUACCACUCCAUUCUAAAUUCAGUUAUUUUUAUUUUUUAGAAAAAGUUCUAACUAUUUGUGAAUAACCAUAACAAAAGUGUAUUAUCUGGCAAUGCAUGGUACAGGGUCACUAUGCCAUUUUGUUUUCCUCCUGUACUGUAUUGUAAUUAGCAGGUACUAUAGUGAAUGAGCGGUCUACAGUAUGGAAAGAUUAAGGUGUGUGUAUAUAUAUAUAAUUGCAAUGUAUUUUGCAUCGCUUAUAAAAUGCAUUUAUAAUUUAUGUAGUUGGAUUGAGACCGUAAAUAAAAGUAAAUUGCAUUGUAUAAA